CCAAAAAAUCGCAGUUUUGUCGAAACCCAGCCACAACUCCGCUUUGUGCAAUUCUACAACGUUCUCUAUCGCUAAUCGGUAUUGCGCACAUAACGUAUCGGUCGAUCGUUUCCUUCUCAGCGACCAGCUUCGAGGCUACAGCCCGACAACCCACCCCCCCCCAGAACGAACCUCAAACAAAACACACUAGAGAGAUGGCAUUUGGCGGUGCGCCGCGAGGUGGUCGUGGUGGUGGCCGAGGAGGUCCUCCUAGGGGAGGCGCAAGAGGCGGACGAGGCGGCGGUAGAGGCUUCGGCGGUCCAGGCGGUCCAGGCGGACGAGGUGGCAGAGGCGGUGGCCGAGGCGGUCCUGCCAGAGGGGGAAGAGGUGGUGGUCGAGGUGGUGCGAAGCCCGGCAUCAAGGGCGGAGCGAAAGUCAUCAUUGAGCCCCACCGACAUCCCGGAGUCUUCGUCGCACGCGGCGGGAAGGAAGACUUGCUCGUAACGAAGAACCUCACCCCGGGCGAAAGCGUCUACGGCGAGAAGCGCAUCAGCGUCGACUCACCCAGCACAAACGCCGCAGAUGGAGAUGCUCCGGUUACCAAGACAGAGUACAGAGUCUGGAACCCCUUCCGCUCGAAGUUGGCCGCCGGUAUCUUGGGAGGGUUGGACGACAUUUACAUCCGGCCCGGCGCCUCAGUGCUGUACCUGGGCGCUGCCUCGGGCACUUCCGUCUCGCACGUCGCAGACAUUGUCGGCCCCACCGGUCGAGUGUACGCCGUCGAAUUCUCCCACAGAUCUGGAAGAGAUCUGAUCACCAUGGCGACGCAUCGCACCAACGUGAUCCCCAUCAUCGAAGAUGCUCGCCACCCGCUCCGCUACCGCAUGCUCGUGGGUAUGGUGGAUGUGAUUUUCGCGGACGUGGCGCAGCCGGAUCAAGCACGUAUCGUCGGCCUCAACGCGCACUUGUUCUUGAAGGUCGGCGGAGGCGUGCUGGUCAGCAUCAAGGCGAAUUGUAUCGACUCGACGGCCAAGCCGGAGGUGGUGUUUGCCAACGAGGUGAAGAAGAUGAGGGAGGAGCGGAUCAAGCCAAAGGAACAAUUGACACUGGAGCCCUUCGAGCGAGACCACUGCAUCGUCGCCGGUAUCUACCACCACACUCCGCAAUAAUCGCCCUUUUUGAGUGCUACGGUUCGGCGCAAAGGGGGGGAUGUGUGUGGCAUGAUGUAAAAAGGAAAGGGUCAACCCGGGUGUCUAAUGUCUUGAGAAUUGCGAAAAGAAAAACAAUGUCAUGAGUUUUCCGAAUCUUGCUUUUCUUUCUGUUCGUCGACAGUGCCGCGCUAGGACGUGCAGGGGCGCCAUCGAAGUCGUAUCAUGAUGGAGGAGGAGGAGAGUCUUUCUCCGGCAUCACUUCUCCCUAGCAGGAGCAGAAGCGGGUAGGGCCAUGGAGCAUGGCGCAUAGCACAACACGUUGCGCCGCUCUGGACCGUCCCAGCCCUACAAUCUCCCGCAAGCACCUCGGAUGGAUUCAAGAAGCUGCCCGGACCCCAUCACCAGCUCUGCCGCAGAGGCGAAGCGAAGCGGCCAUGGUUUCUCAAGCACGUCCAGAAGAGAAACGAGGCGUUCAUUGGCGUUCGUGUGUGGCUCGGGGACGGACAAGGGAGGAGUAACUUGGGAAGUGCUGUGCUUUGAGUUCAAUACGGAACUGGGCGCGCGUGGGGAUAGGGUUCGCAGUUCGGUAUGUCAGCCCGUCGCUCUAGAUGAUACAUACAUACAUGCAUCCGUAGCUGCAUAGCUUCCCCAUGGUGUUUGUUGUCAAUGAACAUAAAAUCCCAGUCCAUCAACAAAGGAUCAUCGUCAAAUUCA
This is a messenger RNA of Cladophialophora immunda, 1844 nucleotides long. Its product is annotated as rRNA 2'-O-methyltransferase fibrillarin. Gene Ontology annotation, cellular component: box C/D methylation guide snoRNP complex; nucleolus; small-subunit processome. Gene Ontology annotation, molecular function: RNA binding; histone H2AQ104 methyltransferase activity; rRNA methyltransferase activity. The transcript is spliced from 4 exons. The record is from RefSeq and is a predicted model, not a curated record. Gene Ontology annotation, biological process: box C/D sno(s)RNA 3'-end processing; rRNA methylation. The coding region runs from base 195 to 1148 and encodes 317 amino acids. NCBI's taxonomy places the organism in Eukaryota, Fungi, Ascomycota, Eurotiomycetes, Chaetothyriales, Herpotrichiellaceae.